Molecule: messenger RNA, 1422 nt
Organism: Ogataea parapolymorpha DL-1
Lineage: Eukaryota; Fungi; Ascomycota; Pichiomycetes; Pichiales; Pichiaceae
Exons: 1
Coding region: 1-1422 (473 amino acids)
Source: RefSeq, a predicted model, not a curated record
AUGAACGCCGCCACCCGUACUCACCCAGAGUACCACGAACAAGGCGGCCUGCCGCCCACGAUGCUCCAUGUCGCGCCUACGGCCUUUGUUGACGCGUACGACGACAACAUGUCCACCAUCCAGCGUGCCGGACUUCGCCAGACAUCGCUUUCUGCACACAUCCAACAGCAGCAAAAAAAGAAGCACCGGCCGAAAACCAUGUUGCUUGGCGAUAUGAACGCGUCGGGCAGCUCUUCCACGACUGCUAUGACUCCUCCGUUUGCUCCUGGGAUGGGUAAUUACGGAUCGCGAGUCCAGUCUAUGGCGAGUGUCGGAAGCGCGUCAAACUCGUCCCUGCCGUACGGAUACCACGAUUUCCACCAGCCGGGCAGCCCGUACGGCGGCUCUCAGCAUUCUCUGCCGGCGAAUCGGUCGCCCACGUUUUCUGGUUCGCCGGCCACAUUUAAUCCUGAAUACAACAAGUAUGCUCCUUCGCCCGGCGCCGGGCCCGCUGCUGCGCAGUAUAUGCCCAAUAGGAUCAUCACGCCUGGUCUGCGGAAAGUGUCGCCAGCCACGCCGCCGGCCAAUUCGGCGAACCACGCCGCGCGCAUGUCCAUUAGUUCGGCCCUUUCGUUUAUCGGAUAUUCACCCAAAAAGGAGAAUGGCGUGUUCACGCCGGACACGUCGACUGGGAAGGCGCUGGACGACGGCUUUCCAGACACAAUCGACGAUGACGCGCCGCCGCUGAGCGAGCAGGUGACUCAACUCAGACAGCAGGUCGAAGAGCUGGAGCUGGAGAAGGUGCGCCUAGAAAAGGAGAAGUCCAACGAGCAGGAAAAAUCCGGCCUGCUCGAGCAGCGUGUUGGGCGUAUGAGCGAGAGCUACGAGUUGCUCCGCAGCGAAAACGAGGCAUUAAAGAAGCAACUGGAGGCCCAAAAUAAAAGUUUUGAGAGCAGCCACGAGGAGACCAGAAAGCUGCAGGAAAAGUUGGAUUCUGCAAACCAGGAGAUCACGUCGCUGACUGCCGUGGUCGAGUCAGUUGUGGGGGCCCUUCCAGAGCAUAUUAAGAGCAAAGACCGGUUCAUGGACUUUGCCUCGAAAACGAAACUAGACUUGCGGUUCAAAGACCAAGUGGACACCACGGCAGCCGCUUUCAAGCAGGAACAGGGCCUGAUCGACACGGACGACAAAGUGCUGGACAUGUUCCGUGGGGAGGUCAAGGCGCUGAGCGAGAAAGUGGCCCAGUUGGAGAAGCGCAAGACAGAAACAGAAAAGAUUCUUAAACACCACAUAUAUACGGGGAACCAGACUAUCAAGCAACUGGCCCAACGAAACCGCGCCGUUUCGAGCCCGGCAGGACCGAAAAAAGUGCUCAAGAUCAUCGAUAUCGUGCAGCCGACGCUCAGCGUGGCGGAGAUGAAAAGAGGCCAGAAUAAAAAAUGA